AUGGUUGGCGAUCCAUGCACAACACCGGACACAUGUAUACAAGAUAAUGCUGGUUGUAACGGCACCAUCUGCGACUGUCUCCCUGGAUUUUCUUAUAAUGGCACAGUGUGUGUUGGAACUGGGCUUUGUGACCCUUGUGAUACAUCAGUAUUAAAUUGUGAGGACCCUCUGGAGUGUAGUUCUACCACAUACAGAUGUGAAUGUCCCUCUGGUACAGUACAGAUAGAUGGCGCCUGCUAUGGAACACUUAUUGGAGAGACUUGUACAAGUAGUUACGAUGUAUGUAUCGAUGAUAAUGCUGGAUGUAAUGGGACAAUAUGCAACUGUUUGCCAGGGUAUUUCUUUAACGGCACUAUAUGUGUUGGGACAGAAUGGUGCGAUCCAUGUGAUGACUCAACAGCGGCUUGUUCAUCCGCUUUUACUUGCAGUUCCACUUCAUACAGAUGUGAAUGUCCAUCUACACACGUGCUUGUUGGGGAUACUUGUGUUGGAACGCAAGUUGGUGAACCAUGUUCAUCUCUGCUUGAUACAUGUAAAGAUAAUAAUGCCGCGUGCAAUGGAACAGUGUGCGAUUGUGUGGAUGGUUGGGUAUGGAACGGAACAAUUUGCGUUGGACCAAACUUAUGUGACCCGUGUGAUCCCGGUGUAUCUUCCUGUAAUAACGGUUUGGUGUGUAGCUCGACAACGUACCAAUGUGAAUGUCCUCCAGAUGAGGUUCAAAUCUCCGACUCGUGUUAUGGCACACAUAUUGGUGAAUCAUGUACUACAUCUGUUCCCACCUGUGUUGAUGAUAAUGCGGAAUGCAAUGGUACCGUGUGCAACUGUAUUGAAGGAUUCACUCAUAAUGGAUCCAUAUGUGUUGGAGACAGUCUAUGUGAUCCCUGUGACCCUGCCAUUACUACAUGUGCCUCUUCACUAGUAUGUAGUUCAGAUACUUACAGAUGUGAAUGUCCUGUAGGAUUUGUACAAAUCGGGGAUGCCUGCUAUGGAACACGUGUUGGCCAGGAAUGUACAAAUACUGUCAACACGUGUAUUGACGAUUAUGCGGAAUGUAAUGGCACUGUAUGUACAUGUAUUAAUGGUUAUAAUUGGAAUGGUUCAAUAUGUGGAGGGCCAAAUUUAUGUGACCACUGUGAUCCUAAUACACCAUCAUGUGGUGCCGGUCUUGUAUGUAGCGAUACCACUUACAGAUGUGAAUGCCCUGCAGAUCAAGUGCAGAUUGCAGAUAUGUGUUAUGGGACUCAUGUUGGCGAUUCAUGCACGACAAGUUUGAACACGUGCAUUGAUGAUAACGCUGGAUGCAACGGGACAAAAUGUGACUGUUUACCUGGGUUUACUUUCAACGGAACUAUUUGCAGUGGGCCAGAUUUAUGUGACCCCUGUGACCCCAGCAGCAACACAUGUUCAGGGUUAUUGGUAUGUAGUACCACCACAUACAGGUGUGAAUGUCCUCCCGGGGAGGUUCAAAUUGGGAAUAACUGUUACGGAACCAAUAUUGGCGACUAUUGUACAAGUUCACUGUCAACGUGUAUAGAUGAUAAUGCUGAAUGUAACGGUACAGUGUGUACAUGUAAAGAGAACUAUGUCUGGAAUGGUACAUUCUGCCUCGGACCAAAUUUAGACGACCCAUGUGAUGCCGAUUCUUGUGGUGCAGGUCUAUCUUGUGGCUCCACCAGUCAGAGAUGCGAGUGCUCAGACCCACCGGUCCAGAUCGACCAUGUCUGCUAUGGAACACACCAUGGUGACAGUUGUACAUCAAGUACAGACACAUGCAUCGAUGAUAAUGCGGGAUGUUCCAGUGGAACUUGUUCUUGUAAUACAGGCUUUACAUGGAAUGGAACUAUAUGUGUUGGUCAGGAAUUGGAUGAACCUUGUGAUGAUUCGGCAUCAUCCUGUGCUGCAAAUGGACUCGUGUGUGGCCCAACAUUCAGGUGUGAAUGCCCUGGGGAUGAAGUACAAAUCAACAAUAUGUGUUUCUCUCUUGUAUGUGGCUCUUGUGAAGUCAAUGCUGAUUGUUUAGGGGACAAUGUUGUAUGCUUGGAUGACUCUGUUCUUGGUGAAAUAUGCAAAUGUGAUACUGGCUACUAUUUAGAUAACUGUGGCAUUUGCCAAUCAAAAAUUUCAAACCAUGGUUCAUGUGACAGUGAUGAUCAAUGCCAAUCUGGUAUAUGUGUUUGUGGUAUAUGUCAAGCUACAGAUAAUGAAGACUGUUGUAAUGACUGUGAUGAAUUUACAGCAGACGUUAUUUUUGUAACGGACAACUCGGGUUCAGUGGGAAACACCAAUUAUCAGCAAUUGAAAGCCUUCGUCAUAUCUCUUGCAAAUGCUUUUGUCAUAUCACCAACUGAAACUCGCAUUGGCGUCGUUGAUUAUUCUAGAUUUAUCACUGAAGCAAACACUUUUAAUAUGAAUGUGUACACUUCGAAUCUCGCCUUUUCAACCCAAGUAUUAGGGCAUGAUUACCUUGGCGGUUGGACAAGAACAGAUAAAGCCUUAGUAAGAGCUAAACAGUAUCUGGACUCCGGUGCAAAUAGAGCUGGUGUACCGAAUGUUGUUGUAGUGUUAACCGAUGGUAAUACUAACGAUGGAGGAGAAUCAUUGCUUCCCACAGCUGCAGCGAAUUUGAAAAAUGUACCUGACACAACGGUUUAUGCAGUAGGCAUUGGCAGUGGCAUUUCACUUACCGAACUUCAACUCAUAGCUUCUGAUAAUAACAAUGUUUUUGAAGCCACUUCCUUCGAUACAUUAGACGAAAUCACUGAGCAGAUAUUGGCAGCUAUUUGUGAUGAAGCUUAAGAAAUUACCAUGGACAUUUCGUAGAAUGAACAGGAAUCUGGAAGCAGUAGAGAGAGAUAAUCUGUUAUACUUCUAUCCAGAUUUAAUAUGACUUCUACCAUUUCUUUUUUUCAUUUUCUUUUUUUCUUCUCCAAAUAAAAUCAAGUACAUUUCUGGCAUGUAUUUCGUAAAGAAUUACAGAAUAAUUUUAAAGAUUAUCUUUUGUCAUGAACAAUUGUACUAGUCAAACUUUUUGUUGAAAAAUAAAAUUUUAUCUGCAUUAACUAAUCUUGCUUCUUUUAUCUUUAUCCAUCUAUUGUGUAAUUAAAUGGUGAAUACAAGAAGUUAAAUUUUGGGUUACAAGGCACACUAAAACUGUAAAGAUCAGUUGGCCACUGUCCAGCUUUACUGGUGGAGGAAUAUAUUUUGUUUAGAUGCCCCUUCACCGUUCAAUUCAAUGCACAAUAUGGGUACCACCUAAGAACCACAUACUUUCCAUAAGCUAGUUUGAAAGUUUUUCUCAUUUGAAAGAUUAAGAGCUCUCUGGCAGGAUUCACACCCAUAGCAGUGGAGGGUAACUAAGUGAUUAGAAGUGACAUUGACAACUCCGCUACUGACACCGCAGGCUAUCUGAUAAUUGUGGAGUCAGUCUCACUUACCAGAACAGUCUAAUUAACCAAAGACAACACAAGACUACCCCAUGACAACUUUUUUUUUACAGAAAAGGAUAAAUUUAUUGUGUUAAUUGAUUAAAAAGAAGUUAAAAGUUAUAUUGAUUGUUGACUUGUAUAUUUCUGUUCAGUGAGUAUCUAAGGGGAGUAACUAGGCACACAAACAAUAGCACAAGUAAAUUGGAAUUGUGUCUUCCUGAAGUAUUUGUGACACAAGCUAACUUGAUAGUCGGUAUAUUCCGACGAUUUUAAUGUCUCAUAUAUAUUGGUAGAGAAAGAACACCUAGGUCAGAACCACCAACCUUCAUUUAACUGAACCGAUACAUAAACUUGAGGCUUUCUGUAGUGUACGAGAAAAGCCAAUGGAAAAUUGU
This is a messenger RNA of Ruditapes philippinarum (Manila clam), 3820 nucleotides long. Its product is annotated as neurogenic locus notch homolog protein 1-like. The transcript has 22 exons. Bases 1 to 2796 code for a protein of 931 amino acids. The record is from RefSeq and is a predicted model, not a curated record. NCBI's taxonomy places the organism in Eukaryota, Metazoa, Mollusca, Bivalvia, Venerida, Veneridae.